AACACCAGACGAUGCCAUAACACACGUUACUCUGGGUGGUGCCCCCUACUGCGGUGAAAGGCCGAAACAAAUGAGAAGCGAAAAAGCAGAGAUUGAGCAAGGAAUCAAGAUGGGAAAAUGGCAUUAGAAGACGAUGAUACUACGUGGAUGCAAGACUUGGAGAAUGCCCUCCUUGGUGAAGACGAGAUUCCUGAUGAUGCCUUACGUCCAGAGGAAUGGCAGAAGGCAUUGGGUGUGCUUGACAAGGGAAAUCAGAUGGUCUUGUUUAAUGAUGUGUUCGAUCUUCCACAACAGAUAGCCUUAAGAGACGAGUGUCAGCAGUUUGUUGAUAAACUUGGCAAUGAAGAUGAGGACAAGGUAUCCGUUGUGUCAGAUCUGGAGUCAAUCCUGACAUUUUACUGCAAGAGCCAUGGUCUGGAAUAUGAGAAAGGUUGUGGCUGGGUUGAAAUGCUUCUGCCGUUGCUGUCGCUGAAGUUACCUCGAGCAGAGACUUAUAAUUUAUUUGAAGCUAUCCUUACAAGAUAUGUACCAAGGGGUUGCAGAAAGAAUGGAACACCAUUCCACUUGUUCAGGCUUCUGCUAUUGUAUCACGAUCCAGAAUUAUGUUCUUCACUGGAUACAAUGCGCAUCAGCCCUGACCAGUACUGUCUCACAUGGUUCCAGUCGCUGUUUGCAGCAACAUGCAGCUUGCCUGUUGUACUUUGCAUGUGGGAUGUUUAUUUCCGUCAAGAAGAUCCAUUCUUCAUCUACUUCCUUGCUCUUGUAAUGCUUGUUAAUGCAAGGUCUCAGAUAAUUGGACUGAAAAACAGUAACAAACAAGAAAUUAUAGAUAUUCUGUCAUCAAUGCCAUGUGCUUUAGAGGCAGAUGAUGUCAAUGAUUUCUGCUCAUUAGCUCAGUAUUAUGCAUUUCGGACGCCGUCUACAUUUAGAAGGGAAUUGUCAGCAGAUCUAUUUGGAUCUCCUGGAGUUUCAUCAUCAAGUAUAUCACAAGCACUGUGCCUGCCAGUAAGUGCACAGGAACUGAUUGAAAAUGCAGAAGCUUCAAAUGAUGUUACUGAGCAGCUGGCAGAAAGUGUGCGAUUUUUCCUUGUCGACUGCCGUCCUGCAGAGCAGUAUAAUGCAGGGCAUCUGCCUACUGCUUUUCACCUCGACUGCAAUCUUAUGCUUCAAGAGCCAGCAGCAUUUGCUACAGCUGUUCAGGGCUUGUUAUCAGCACAACGCCAGGCACUAGCUGCUCGUUCAGCUGCUGGUGGUGAGCACCUUUGUUUCCUAGGCUCUGGCCGUGUCGAAGAAGACCAGUACACUCACAUGGUUGUUGCUUCUUUCUUACAGAAGCACACCAGUUUUGUCAGCAUGCUCACUGGAGGAUACCAAGCUGUCCACGAAUUUCUGAGAGAAGACUUGAACCAGUAUUUAGAAGAUCACAAUACAGAGAGCUGUCUUGUUUGCGCACCCAGCACAGAGAAGAAGGCAUCUGAAACUGUUCGCCCAAAUUCAAGUUCAUCAGAUCUCUUUGGCAAGAUCAGUGCUGCCAUGAAGACCAAAUCCGCAGAAAUGAAGGGGAAGCUUUUUGAGUAUAUUGUAAACCCAACAGGGAGUAAUUCUGUCGACAGACAUGUGAGCAGUAAUGAUAAGUUGGGCAAGCGCUAUCGUAAUGUUGCCCCUGUUUUCUGCAUUGAUGAUGAUCAAGAUGGAGAGGGAACAGCAGAGGUAUAUUCGGAGGACGUGGAGGAACAAGAUGUGGUUUCUAUUUCUACAUGGCUCAAGAAGCCAGAAGUAAUUGAGUCUUUUAAAUGUCAUGAAGUGAAAGUCAAUGGCUACAUGUAUGAAAGUCAUUUGCUGGUCACUGACAGUCAUAUAUAUGUUCUGCGUGAUAUACCUGAACGUAAGGGGCUUGCACACAUUGCGGUGCGUCGUCCAUUGUCUGCAAUAGUGAAGAUAACUUCCAAAAAGAAACAUCCUGAAGUAAUUACCUUCAAGUACGGAGUUCCUGAGGGUGAUGGCCUUAUCAUCUCUGAUAUGGACAAGUUCUACAUACCAAAUGCAAGUGAAGCUACAAAACUAAUAUCACAUCAGAUUCUGAAGCAUCUCAAAUCUAAAGAGAGUUGAGAGUAAACUUGUGUGGCACACUUGAUUGGUAUCUGCGAAGUAAUUUAGUUAAUUUAGUGCAAAACCAAUUUUUCAGAUAUAAUUGUUAAUUUAUUUAGCUUCCCAGUUCAACUAAAUUAUUUAAUUUCAUAUUGAGUGAAAUAUUUGACUCUUUCUUCCAGUUUUAUUCAGAAUGAAAGCAUCACUUGUAGCUCAAACUUGUACUUAUAUACCUGUAAAAAUAAUAUUUGUACAUAAACUUUGUAUUCAUUGAAAAUUGUGAUACAUAGUAAUUAAUAAGUUGUUAUGAUUUAAAUAAGUCUGCCAUACGUUGUUGCUGCAUAUUUUGGAAAUUGUGACUUUGAUCACAAAUGGCUCCCCAGGAAAAUUUCAUUUGUUGUUUUGCCAUUAUUGUUAUUUUUUGUAGAAAACUAUUGUGAUAUUUGUUCUGUAGCAUAAAAACCUAAGUACAAUUUAAAAGCAGGUAGCAUGUUUAGAUAUCUCCAGAUAAGAAUUUACCAAUGUUACGAAAGAUAAUUUUCAGUUUGUAAGCAUUUUCAAGAUGGCAUGAAGUUGUGGUUUUCUGUAUACACAAAAUAAAGGUUUUAUCUAUUUUUUAAUAAAAUUUUUAGUCAGUGUGAACUAUU
Messenger RNA from Schistocerca americana (American grasshopper), 2735 nucleotides. It is a transcript of the gene TBC1D23, whose product is annotated as TBC1 domain family member 23. Lineage: Eukaryota; Metazoa; Arthropoda; Insecta; Orthoptera; Acrididae. The record is from RefSeq and is a predicted model, not a curated record. Gene Ontology annotation, biological process: retrograde transport, endosome to Golgi. The transcript has 13 exons. The coding region runs from base 118 to 2109 and encodes 663 amino acids. Gene Ontology annotation, cellular component: trans-Golgi network.